AUGGCUCAGAGGAGGGCUGCUGGUGGCUGCUGCUGCCCCAGGGCGCCCGUGAAUGAAGACAAUGCCCGUUUCUGCCUGCUGGCUGGCCUCAUCCUGCUCUACCUACUGUGCGGGGCGGCCAUCUUCUCAGCCCUGGAACACCCCUUUGAGCUGCACGCCCGGCACCUCUGGAAACAACAGCUGGACAACUUCACCCGGCGAUAUAGAGUAAACCUGGGUGCCCUGCACACUCUGCUGCGGCAGUACGAGGAGGCAAACGGAGCUGGGAUCAGAGUGGACACGUUGAGGCCCCGCUGGGACUUUUCUGGAGCUUUCUACUUUGUUGGCACAGUGGUCUCAACUAUUGGCUUUGGCAUGACCACACCAGCGACCAUAGCUGGAAAAAUCUUCUUAAUCUUCUAUGGUCUCAUUGGCUGUGCUGCCACCAUCCUCUUCUUUAACCUCUUCCUGGAGAGGAUCAUCACAAUGUUAGCUUAUAUCAUGCGCUGGUGUCAUGAGCGUCGGCUGAGGUGUGCUGGAGUCGGGGUGGUGUCGAGCAGGGAGGAGUCAUCCGGCGAGGAGGACAGCCUGGAGGGUUGGAAACCGUCAGUCUAUUACGUGAUGCUAAUAUUGGGUGUGGCAUCGGUUGUGAUUGCGUGUAGUGCUUCCACUCUGUACAGCUCCAUGGAGAACUGGAGCUACGUGGACUCCCUCUACUUCUGUUUUGUGGCCUUCAGCACCAUCGGAUUUGGGGACCUGGUGAGCAGUCAGAAGCAGCAGUAUGAGUCUCAGGAGGCCUACCGGCUCGGGAACUGCCUUAUCAUCUUAAUGGGGGUGUGUUGUAUCUACUCCCUUUUCAAUGUCAUAUCUAUUGUCAUCAAGCAAACUCUCACCUGGAUCGUGGGUAAGCUGGUUUGCUCAGGGCGGCACGCACACCUCAGGCAAAAACGCUUGAAACGCAACACCGUGCAGCCCAUCUCCUCCCACUGCCCUGCAGGAAGACACCGCUACACGGAGGGCUCGGUGGAGACAGUGUGUGACAGCGAGACAGAUGCAGGCGCAGUGGCUGACAGCGUGUAUGUGGGCCGUCGUCUGUCAGGAGAGAUGAUCUCUGUCAAUGAGUUCAUGGUGUCCAAUAAGGUGUCUCUGGCACUGCUGCAGAAGCAGCUGAGCGAAACAGCUCAUCAGGGCCCACGACAGAGCUACUGCCAUCAAAAUGGAUUCUCUGGUGGUGUGGGGGCCUUAGCCAUUAUGAAUAAUCGCCUACAGGAAACCAGUGUGGAUAGGUAA
Molecule: messenger RNA, 1269 nt
Organism: Micropterus dolomieu (smallmouth bass)
Lineage: Eukaryota; Metazoa; Chordata; Actinopteri; Centrarchiformes; Centrarchidae
Gene: kcnk12l
Product: potassium channel, subfamily K, member 12 like
Exons: 3
Coding region: 1-1269 (422 amino acids)
Biological process (GO): potassium ion transmembrane transport; stabilization of membrane potential
Cellular component (GO): membrane
Molecular function (GO): potassium ion leak channel activity
Source: RefSeq, a predicted model, not a curated record